This is a messenger RNA of Gloeophyllum trabeum ATCC 11539, 1105 nucleotides long. RefSeq names its product Thioesterase/thiol ester dehydrase-isomerase. The record is from RefSeq and is a predicted model, not a curated record. The coding region runs from base 85 to 1026 and encodes 313 amino acids. Lineage: Eukaryota; Fungi; Basidiomycota; Agaricomycetes; Gloeophyllales; Gloeophyllaceae. The transcript is spliced from 3 exons. Gene Ontology annotation, cellular component: mitochondrion. Gene Ontology annotation, molecular function: (3R)-hydroxyacyl-[acyl-carrier-protein] dehydratase activity.
CUCGUUCCCCCAACCCGACAUUCAAGGUCAUCACCUCGCACUCGUUAUGAUACAGUCUACGCCGGAGAGUCUGAUCAUAUAGCUAUGAGCUCUCUACUCAGACCCCAAAUAUACAGGCGAUGUCAUCAGAAUAAGCCCCUCCAUAUCGCGGCCGAUAAGAUCCAACAAUGGGCUCAGUCUGUCUCGAGCAAGCAGUUGACAGUCUCGCAGACCCUAAGUUCAGAUCACAUUUCGGAUCUGUAUGUGACUCUACCUACCAGAGAUGGUACGGCGAGUCCAAGGCAACUUCCUGGCGACGGGCAGAACCUGGGAUACGGCCACCAUCUUGUGUUCUUCCACGCUCGUAAUCCUGAACGGGAUCUCCGCUGGGAUGGCACGGAUGCCGACUUCUGUCCUCCUGAACCGUACACGCGACGGAUGUGGGCGGGGGGCAGGAUGGUGUGGAAGAAGCCUUUGGUCAUCGGUCAGAAAGCUGUAUCGACAUCCACAGUCGGCUCUGUAGAACAUAAGGGUCUGGAGAAAGGCAGUCCAAUGGUCUUUGUAAGACAGAAGAUCGCCAUUCAGCAGGCUGGGAGCGACGAAGUAUGCAUUGAAGAGGAGAGGACUCAUGUUUACCUGCCUACUACCACUGGAAAGAGGGCGUCUAGGCCAAAGCUAGCAGAGAAACUGCCGCCCUCUAGUUUCUCGUUCACUUAUACUCCGAGCCCCACGACGCUGUUCCGCUUUUCAGCCUUGACGUUCAAUGGCCACUAUAUCCAUCUUGACAAAGAUUACGCUCAGCAACGAGAAGGGUAUCCGGAGCGGCUGGUUCACGGGCCCUUGACCGCGUUAAUGAUGCUAGAGACUGCGACCAUGUAUAAGCAGGGUGCCCAGUUCCUGGAUUUCGAGUACCGCGCUGUUAGUCCGCUCGUGGUUGGCCAACCGAUUACUCUUCAGGUCGCAGAGAACGGGAAUACGACCAUGCGUUUGUGGGCGGAGGGGGCAGACGGAGUAGUUGGUAUGACGGGGACGUUGUUAUAUGCCUAGAUAAUGUUGUUGGCUCGACAUGAAGCGUGUCAGGAUUGCACCAGGAUAUAUAGGACAGAUAGAAUAGCUGUGAGAAACC